Salvelinus fontinalis (brook trout) is the source of this 4249-nucleotide messenger RNA. RefSeq names its product mitogen-activated protein kinase kinase kinase kinase 2-like. The record is from RefSeq and is a predicted model, not a curated record. Gene Ontology annotation, molecular function: ATP binding; MAP kinase kinase kinase kinase activity. Gene Ontology annotation, biological process: protein phosphorylation. Bases 335 to 3103 code for a protein of 922 amino acids. The transcript is spliced from 32 exons. Lineage: Eukaryota; Metazoa; Chordata; Actinopteri; Salmoniformes; Salmonidae.
CCAGGAAAAUUCCGUCAUGCGCCUAUAGUCGAAGACUUGAGAAUUGAGAGUCACUUGACUUUGCAUGAUCUGGCGGGCUCGCCUAGGGUAACAUGAAUGACUCGGAAGAAGGAUACCUGUGGUGUCUGGCGACGUAAUCAAUACCGAUACUGUCAGGCUAUCAGUUAUAUUUGCUUGGUCAGAAGAGUCGUGGUGUAGUAGUAGUUCAUCGAGACUGCACCCCUGGGUUUACUGCAACUAUACCUCGCGUCCAGUUGUUGAUUCGCUGUAUGUAUUGUUGUCAUGAGUGAAUAUAAACGUGCGUGAGUGACCAGGCGCAGUUCUGUCUGCAGGCAUGGAUACUACUAUUGGAGUCUCGUUUUUGGACCCGUUGAAUGAUUACGAGUUAAUUCGUCGUAUUGGGAGUGGCACGUACGGAGAUGUGUUCAAGGCUCGCAACAUCAAGAGUUCCGCAAUGGCAGCCAUCAAAAUAGUUAAACUGGAUCCUGGUGAUGACAUCACAUCCAUCCAGCAGGAGAUCACUAUGAUGAAGGAAUGCAAGCACAAGAACAUUGUGGCCUAUUUCGGCAGCUAUCACAGAAACACUAAAUUGUGGAUAUGUAUGGAGUACUGUGGAGGGGGGUCGUUACAAGACAUUUACCACGUGACUGGGCCCUUAAAGGAGAAGCAGAUAGCCUACAUCUGCAGAGAAACCCUCCAGGGCUUGUACCACCUGCACGAAACAAGCAAAAUGCAUAGAGACAUAAAGGGAGCAAAUAUUCUUAUCACAAAACGAGGAGAUGUCAAACUGGCCGAUUUUGGAGUUGCUGCAGAGAUCAGUGCUUCUGUAGCCAAGAGGAAGUCUUUUAUAGGAACUCCCUACUGGAUGGCUACGAGACACUUUAUAAGGUGGUCAUAUGUCCUUAUGACAAGUCUUAUAAUGCAUUAUAACCACAUCAUAAUUCCUAACCCCCAAUAUCCCAUUUCACCUGACUGGUGUUUAUGUACCCAUGCCAGGAUGGCACCGGAGGUGGCAGCAGUGGAGAAAAAGGGUGGGUACAACCAUCUGUGUGACAUCUGGGCGGUGGGCAUCACGGCCAUUGAGCUGGCAGAGCUCCAGCCACCCAUGUUUGACCUCCACCCUAUGAGAGCCUUGAUGUUAAUGUCGAAGAGCAGCUUCCAGCCACCCAGGCUCAAGGACAAGACCAAGUGGUCUGCGGGGUUCCAGAGCUUUGUGAAGAUGUCCCUCAUUAAGAACCCCAGGAAGAGACCGUCGUCUGAGACCUUACUGCAGCAUCCGUUUGUGACCCAGCUACUGACUCGUAACCUGAUCAUUGAGCUGCUGGACAUGGCCAACAACCCGGACCUCCACUCCACACACGGCAUGGAUGAUAACGACCUGGAGAAUGUAGAAGCUGCUCCUGAUAAGAUCCAGUCUGCAGGGAAACACCUGCCUGUGGAGAGGACUCUGUCUGAAGAGCAGUUUGACCAAAUGAAGUUUGGGCCACCGUUGAGGAAAGUCACAGAGCCUUAUCCUGAUAUGCAAAGCUCGUAUGAAGACGAUUGGGACCUCUCAGAAGAUGAAACUGAAUCACCGAGCCUGUUAGAAUGUGUGGAAGAGGCUUUGCAGCUGAGGAGCUUAACCAUCAAAAGAGUGCCAUCUACUGACGGGGGUAAAGGUGGGAGGAAGAGUGGGUUAUUCAGCCCUUCCACAGCCUCCCUGCCUGCCAUCGGCUCCUUCUGUCCCACCCUGGAGGACAAGGACCUCGCCCUCCGCCCCAGCUCCACCCUGGGGCCCGACUCCACACCCAGCAACUCCAUGUCAGUCUUGGCCAGGUGUUCUGCUACCCAGGACAUCAGCAGACAGUGGUGCAGUGACCCCAGUGUUGCUGAGGGGAGCGCCGUGCAGGCGGAGAAGAAGACCGGGGGAGUGGCCUCUCCGAGCAGGGAAACCUCUCUCUCUCCAGAGUGGAGCACACUGAGGAGAAAGACAGAGGACUCUAGAGCUGAUUGUCAUGGACUCCCUCCUACCCCUCAAGUCCAUAUGGGUGCCUGUUUCUCCAAAGUCUUCAAUGGUUGUCCUCUGAAGAUCCACUGUGCUGUGACCUGGAUCCUCCCUAAAACCAGAGAUCAGUACCUUAUUCUGGGUGCAGAGGAGGGUGUAUAUACUCUCAACCUCAACGAGCUCCACGAGGACACUCUGGAGAAGUUGCUCCCACAGAGAUGUGCCUGGCUGUAUGUCAUGAACAACGUUUUGAUGUCCGUAUCAGGGAAGUCUUCCCAGCUGUACUCCCACAGUCUGAUGUCUCUGUUUGAACAGAGAGGUCACAAGCAGCAGAAACAGAGUCUGUCCCUCAGUACCAACCGCCUCACUGAGAGGAUCAACCCCAGCAGGAAAUAUGCUGUAACUGUGAAGAUACCAGACACUAAAAGCUGUCGAAGAUGCAGUGUGGCAAGGAACCCAUACACAGACAGCACGUUCCUGUGUGGGGCUGUACCGUCAGGUCUAGUUCUACUCUUGUGGUAUGACCCCAUGCAGAAAUUUAUGCAGCUCAAGCAUAUAGACAUACGUCUACCAGAUCCGCUCCCUAUCUUUGAGCUACUGGUGUUAGUGACAGAUGAGUUUCCACAGUUGUGUGUUGGUGUGAGAGACUGCACUGCAGAGAAAGGGAAACCGCCAAACAACCAGCAACUGAAGUUUGAUAUCGUAGAGUUGAACGGCACACCAAACUCUUCACCAGAGAGUAUGCCUGUCGGAGCCGGACCUGGAGCCGUGCAGGCGACACAGCUGGACAGAGACACGGUUCUCAUUGCACUGGAGAAGACUGUGAAGAUUGUCACCCUACAAGGGCUUCCUUCCAAGGAGCUGGCUUUUGAACUGGUCUUUGACUUCCCCAUUGAAACACUAAUUUGUUUACAGGACAGUGUUCUGGCUUUCUGGAAGCAUGGUCUUAAAGGGAGGAGUCUUCACACAAAUGAGGUCACGCAGGAGAUUACAGACGAAAGCAGAGUAUUCCGGGUCUUGGGGACGAACAGGGAUAUUGUCCUUCAGAGUACCCCCACAGAGGACCCAUCAGCAAUGAGCAACCUCUAUAUCCUGACUGGCCAUGAAAGCAGCUACUAAGAAAAGACAGAGAAAAAGGACUGAGGAAGGAAGGAAAGAAGAGAAAGCUAUAUUAAAGGAAGAAGUGAAGAAGAGUGUGUCCCAGAGAUGGGCAGCUUUUAUUGUGUGAAGAAAGGAGGCACUACAGGCCACUGGCUCUUCCCUGGCACCUAAUAAACUCGAACCAGCCCCCUGGCACCUAAUAAACUGGAACGAGCCCCCUCAGUGUAGACUUGUCUCAAACUGAUGUAACCCCCUGUACCUGCAUACUGGGAACUGACAGACCAUAUGAGACUCUCACACAAUUAGCCACAGGGAGAAAACUGAGCUGUCAUGUGUUCAAGGAAGAACUUGUUGAAAAAGACUUGUCAGAGAGAGCCCCCCCCCACCCCCAAUUUAGACCCCUAACCCCUUGAAUGCGCACACACUACUUUUAACCUGGUUCCAAAUUCAUUGUGUUUUCUUACUGGUGUGCCAUUGGAAAUACACUAACUGAUGACUGAAGUCUGCACUGUCUCCUGAUACAACAUUGUGAAGUGGAAACCAACUACAUCGGUGAACGGAAUACACUGCUAGACCACCAUGCUCUGUUCACUACCUGUAGUGGCAUAGGUGGCACCACUCCCAGAUGUCAACAUAAACAGUUUUCACCUCAUAUGCUUGAAAAUAUGUCACCUAAAAUCAGAUUGCUAAUACAUUUUAAAAGUGCUUUGAAAGACUUUUCUGAGAUCAGAUAAAGACUUUUACAGGAUUUAAAGUGUUUUUAAUGGAGAUCACUGUUGAGCAUGCUUUUUAGGACAGGAUUGGGCUUAAUCUGCAUCUGGGGAAACCAGCCCGAAUGAAGUUGAAUUGUAUGAUGAAUUCCAAUAUUGUUCUGUUGUGUUUAGUCUCAAACCAGACAUGGUGUGUUUGCCACAAAGUAAGACUAUGUUGCGUUUAAUGAUACUGGUUUGCUUUUGUUUGGUUGUGGAUGGGAGGGACUGGGCCCAAUGUAACACUCGUCAUCCCUGAAAGACACUUGAAGGAGAAUGCAUGUUGCUAUUUAAUUGUUUCUUUUAAGAAAAAAAUGUGAGAAUAUGGAUUUGAGAGUUUUUAUGUAUACUUUGUUGAACUUACGCCAAAACAUUGAAUUCCCAAUGAUAAAAUAAAACUUUUGUUUUUUUUAAA